AUUAUUUUCGGCUGAAAGAGAUUUCCACAGUUUUGGUUUAGAAGACUGAUUCAUGUAAAGUGGCGUGCCAAACAGUAACAGCUGAAAUUUAAAUUUACUUAAAAAUAAAUAUUUAAUCAAGCUAUGAAUGGACAUGCUGGUAUUGAUACUAUUGAAGCAACAGAGCAUUUAAAAAAUAUAUUGAAUGUAGGCAAAAGUGAAACGGAAUCUGUCAAGUUGAAAUCCGUUUCUAAUGGUAGGAUGGAAGCGACAGGGGAUUCAAGUUUAGUUUUGAAUGAUAGACCAUAUCAGAAAGUAGAGCUUCAUGCAAAUAAAGAUAGUUCUCACAUAUCAAUUUAUGGAACUGAAGUGGAUAUUUAUUCUAGUCCUAUAGAAUAUGGUGCAUCAUGUAGCCAGGUGAUUGUGGAAGACAUGGUUGAUUAUGGAUGGAAAGAAAAGUAUUAUCAUGGAAGAAUUAUAAGCAUUCAUAUUAGUGGGAAAUAUUUGGCCUACGUUUUAAAACCUUCAAAUAAUAAGCCUGGUCUUGUGCGUGUGCUGAGAAUUCACUUAGAAACGAGAUGUCUCAUUAAAGACUAUAAGAAUGAAGUUAAAGACAUUGCUUUUGCUCAUACUACUUCUCAAGUGCUUUUAGGAUCUGUUGAUGCUUGUGGAGAACUUCUAGUUCAUAAAAUAGUGGAUGAUGGCACUAUUCUUGUAUGUAAUUUGUUGAUCAGAAUUACACGGCCAAGUGACUGGAUUUUCAGUGAUCACAAUAGAAUUAUUUGGUGCAUGUUUAUUCCUGAUGAUAAUGAUAAUGAUGAAGAUGCAAAUGUAGAAGAUCUUUCUACAUUAUUGGUAGUUACUCACAAUGAAAAGGCUGAGAUUUGGAACAUUCAAACUGUGAUAAAUGAUCAUGGCCAUGGAGAUUUGACAGUUGAUGAAGUAAAAGUUGGUGUUCAAGUUAUUUUAGAGCAUAAGCAGCCAAUCACAGCUGCAACAUUUUCACCAGAUGCUACUGCUUUAGCAAUUGGAAGUUUAGAAGGGAUUGUUAAGUUUUUCCAAGUGAAUACUUUAGAUAAGGAUGUAUCACCCAGAUGUUUACAUCAGUGGACACCACAUCCUGAAAAAUCUCUUUCAUCCCUGUACUUUUUGGAUAAUCACAAAAAUCAUAGACCAGAUAUGCAGUUUUGGAAAUAUGCUGUUACUGGUGCUGAAAAUAACACAGAACUUAAAAUUUGGAGCUGUGAAACUUGGGCAUGUUUACAAACAAUUAGGCUUCAUCCCAACUCUGGAGACUGUGUAGAGCCAUGUUUGAAAGCAGAGAUAGAUCUUUCUUCAAAAUAUUUGUUUUUAUCAGAUAUCAAAAGAAAGGUGCUUUAUAUCCUGUUAAUUCAACAAGAUGCAUUACCCAGCAAUGCUUCAAUUGUAUCUUUCUCUGAAUUUAAAGUUCCAUUGCCAGUUCUCAGUCUGUCAAUAGCUAGUGUUAACUAUAGGAAGUCUCAAUCCAUUGUUGGAGGAAAAGGAUCCGACGAUGAAGGGGAGGUGGAUAAUAUUGAAGAAGUGUUGAAUGAUGUAGAUGAAAUUCAUGGACAGUAUGUAGUAAAACUAUUUUGGAUACAAACAAAGUCUUUGCAGUCUUGUCGAAUAUCAUAUACACCCAAAAUGGAAUCUCCCUUGCUCUCAGUUGGCUCUAUUGGAUCUCUAUCACAAGAAUCCUAUGUAUACAAGGAUGGAUUAUCAGAUGUUAGUUUGGAUGCUAGAGAUGCGUCUAACAGGAGUGUAAAGGAUUUGGAUGUGUCGUUGCAAAAAGGGAUGUGUGUGGAUGAACUCUCUUCUCCUUCUCCAUCGAAUUCGGCAAACUUGUCCGCCUUGCCAUCUCAUAUGACUAACUUUUCGAAUUGCACAGAAGUUCUAUUAACUCCUGAUGAUUUUACAUCUCCUUCUCAUUCAAAUCUAACUGUCCAGAACUAUCAAGAUGCUGCCAACUCUGCUUCUAAGUGUGACUCUUCCUCGAAUCUGACUGAUGGAAUAGAUUCAUUGCCGGUAGAACCAAACACCUUGCAAAGGAGAAAAUCAUCUCAACAUAGUGCCACGAGCUCACCAAGCCGUGAAGUUGCUGAAAUUUUGGCACCUUCAAAAGUGCUGCAUCUUGAUGGAAUGGGAAAUGAAAAUGAAAAUGAAAGCUUAACUGCUAAAGAUGAGGCAGGAAAUCUUACCAAUAGUUUGAAUUCAUAUGGAAUUUCUAGUGGGUCUAGAAAUAAAUUGGACAUCAAGUCAGAGUACCACGUGAAUAAUUGGCCUCAAGCCCCCAUUGCCAGUCAAGAAUAUUUAACUGCUUCUCGAAAUGAAAGUGAAUCAACAAGCAAUCAAAUCUUCCAUUCUUCCAAUGGUGAAUCAAGUGCUGUGACAUUUGAAACAAAUGCUAACAGAGCUUUACUUCAGAUGAACCAAAACUUUCAUACUAUGGCACAAAAGAUGGAUACUCUAACAAGUGUUCUUAGAGACCAAAGAUGUGAAAUACAGAGCUUACAGAAUGAAAUCAAACUUCUUCGGCAGGAACAGAAGCAUAGCCAAACAGCUGUUAGCUUUUCAAAUAAAUUGGAUCAAAUCAUAUCACAACAACUGGUUCCAGAUUAUUCUAGACUUGAAACUGUCAUAGUAAGAACUGCAGAAGAAAGUAGACAACAUUCAGAAAAAAAUAUUGCAAUAAUGACUGAUGAAAUUGCUAGCAAUUUUGGAAAUCGUCUUGAAAAUACCCUUAAAUAUGAAUUAUCUACUACUGUUAUACCACAAGUUAAUAACGUUCUCGAUACCGUAGGCCAAAAAAUGCAAUUAGAUUUCUCUCAGAAGUUAGCUCUUACUGAUGCAAGUCUCAAAGAAUGUGUUUCAAAGCAUUUGAAAGGAAAGGUGUUUUUAGAUUCAUUGUCACAAAGUGUAGCUGCUUCUAUCCAUAGUCAAAUACAAUCUACUUGUAAAGAUGUCUUCCUGUCCAAUGUCAUUCCUGCUUUUGAGAAAGCUUGCCAACAUCUAUUCCAGCAAUUGAAUGAUACUUUUAGCACAGGAAUCCAAGAAUACAUGCAAUCCAUUGAAAGUCAUAGUCAAUCAUCUUGCUCUACUGUUGAAACUGGUACUGCUCAGUUACGGGAAGAAGUCAACAGUCUAAUAUCUAGUGCUCAGAAAACUAUUAAUUCUCAAGUUUCUUUGAUUGAAAAGCAUAAUGGGGAGUUGAAAAAACAUCAAGAUGCACUGUUAUCUGGAAUCCGCCAAUCCAUUCGUGAAGAAGUUGUUAAAGCAUUUAAAGAGCAAACCACUUCUGUUCUCAAUUCUCGUGCAGUAACACCAGUUCCUCAGACAGACUUUUUUACUCAAAAGCAAAGAAUGUUGCAGCUCAUACAACAAGGCAAUAUCAAUGAAGCAUUUCAGCAAGCACUUUCAGCUAUGGAUGUUCAAAUUGUGAUCUUUCUAUGUGAAUCCGUUAAUCCUGAUCAAGUGUUUGGAUCUACUCCUUGUCCUUUACAACAACAUGUUCUUCUCUCAUUAGUUAAUCAACUGUCUGCUGAUUUAUCAGUGAAAACUGAUAUCAAAGUCAGAUACAUUGAAGAUGUCAUAGCCACAUUGGAUAGUAACAACCCCAUCAUACGCGAUCACAUCAACGGUGUUCUCGAAAAUUUGCAGCAGAGAAUUUCGAAUUUCAUUCAGAGAAACCCGACCCACAAACUGUCUCGCAAUCUGAAGCGGUUGAACCUUGCUGUUGGUUCGCUCAUCAAUACUUGAUGAAGCGUAAUAAAUACAUUGUUUGUGCUGUCAAUGAUUGUUCUUUUAUGUAGAGGUUAAAUAUGGUAUUGCACAUUGUUUAAUCACUGGAAAGAUGUUUCAUUGAAGAAAAUUUAUCUAUAUGUAGAACUUCUUUUUCAUCACAUUCAUAAUGUGUAUGUCUAACAGAUUUGUGUUUACCUUUUUACAUCUGUUGUAAAAGUUGAGUGAAAUAAAAAUAUUUUUACUUAUUAA
This is a messenger RNA of Uloborus diversus, 3987 nucleotides long. RefSeq names its product enhancer of mRNA-decapping protein 4-like (gene Ge-1). Gene Ontology annotation, molecular function: protein binding. The record is from RefSeq and is a predicted model, not a curated record. Gene Ontology annotation, cellular component: P-body. Gene Ontology annotation, biological process: deadenylation-independent decapping of nuclear-transcribed mRNA. The coding region runs from base 124 to 3753 and encodes 1209 amino acids. The transcript is spliced from 25 exons. Lineage: Eukaryota; Metazoa; Arthropoda; Arachnida; Araneae; Uloboridae.